AUGUUUCUUAUUUUUAAUAAAUAAUUAAAUUUAUGUUCUUUUAAAUGUGCUAAUCCCAAUCCCUGUCAUAUCGUGUCCCUUCCUAUACUUGAUGAGUUCCUUGAUAUAAUCUAGGAUUUCGAAAGAGUCAUCUAUGGCAAUUUACAAUGUAAAGCCCAACGGAGAGCUCAACUUUGGUGGAUCCUAACGCUUAGACGUAUUAUCUAAGGUUAAUGA
Messenger RNA from Ichthyophthirius multifiliis, 216 nucleotides. RefSeq lists its product as hypothetical. The transcript has 2 exons. Lineage: Eukaryota; Ciliophora; Oligohymenophorea; Hymenostomatida. The record is from RefSeq and is a predicted model, not a curated record.